Molecule: messenger RNA, 10211 nt
Organism: Xyrauchen texanus (razorback sucker)
Lineage: Eukaryota; Metazoa; Chordata; Actinopteri; Cypriniformes; Catostomidae
Product: rho GTPase-activating protein 21-like
Exons: 26
Coding region: 27-6074 (2015 amino acids)
Biological process (GO): signal transduction
Molecular function (GO): phospholipid binding; protein binding
Source: RefSeq, a predicted model, not a curated record
UGGAGCAAGGACCAUCAGGCUUUGUCAUGCUCACUCAGAGGAAUGGGGCGUGUGCCCACUGCGUCCUGCUCAGGAAGGACUGCUCAGAUCAGGUGGAGACAGAGGACUGUACCUGCGCAAUAGGAAACUGUUCGUGGGAUUGUCUUGCAGGGGUGGAUGGUUGUUUAUCAGAUGCGUCCUGCCUUUGGUUUCAGCUUCUGGCCAAGGCAUACUGGGGUGAUGUGGAACUGGGUCUCUGGGAAGCCCAGAAGGGCGUCUCUUGGCAUAGAUCGAGGAAGACGUCUCAGAGGAAUUGCAUGCGAUCAUGGGCAAAGAAGAAUGGUUGUGAGCGCAGUGAGACAACGGCUCUGUCUCCGGCUGCUGAAGUGGAUCCUUUCUCAUGGCCAGGACCUAAAACACUGUACCUGCGGCGCACCUCGCACGGCUUCGGCUUCACACUGCGCCACUUCAUCGUUUACCCGCCGGAGUCUGCAAUACAGUGCUCUCUUAAGGAUGAAGACAAUAGCAGCAGAGGGAGACAGCGGAACGGACUGGAGCCGAUGGAUACCAUCUUUGUCAAGCAGGUGAAGGACGGAGGCCCUGCACAUGGAGCUGGACUCUGCACAGGGGAUCGCAUCGUGAAAGUCAACGGAGAAAGCAUCAUCGGAAAGACGUAUUCCCAAGUAAUUGCCCUGAUCCAGAACAGUGUCACGUCUCUGGAGCUCUGCGUGAUGCCAAAAGAUGAAGACAUUUUACAGCUGUUCUCCAGGGACAUCACUGCGCUGGCUUAUUCUCAAGAUGCAUACGUCAAAGUAAAUGAGGCAUAUAGUGGAAAUGCCCUGAAUAUCCCUGAGCCGCCCCCAAUUUGUUACCCACGGAUAGAGCCCAAUGCAUUGGCAAUGGCAAAGGUGCUGGAGCCUUCACCUGCCGAGGCUACAUGUGGAACUGGACAAGGGACAAACUGCUCCAAGCCUGACAAAGUCUACUGUGUGGAUGUACCUAUAUCUGCCCCUACCCUAGCCCAAACCUCUCAGGCCCCCAAGACCCAAACUGUUGUGCAUGUAUAUAACAAGAGUGUGAGGACAAUGGUAGCAUCACCUGAAUCUACAGAUCGAACUUCACAUGUGGCCUGGGCUGGUCCUAGCCGCAGGACGGAAGAGAACAGGUACGUAGCUUCCACAGAACCAGAUCUUAUCAGGUCCAAAACCAAUGUCACUUCAUCUCCAACUGGGGCAGCACAAUCACAUAUACCCAAUAGAACUGCUGAGUCCACUGGGUUCUCUAGCAGUAUCCCUAGAACUGCACUGAUUGGAGUGGACUCAACCCCUAAAAAUUUCCAAAGACAUUCCCUAAACUUAACAGCAGAAACCUUUCCAUCAGCCACCUCUCCAACCCCUGACACACCUUCCCCUCCAGCAGCCACACCUUCUCCCUGCUCCCCCCACCAGAACAUUGACUGGAGGAACUACACCACCUACAAGGAGUACAUAGAGAACAAACGGCUCUACAUGUAUGGCUGCCGGACUAUUCAAGAACGUCUCGACAGUCUGCGAGCGACAACCCCAUCCAGUACAAGAGAAUACAACAAGCCAAAAAGCGCUUCUACAACCACUACACCCUCACAAGACUUUUCUGGAUCACAGUUGAGACAGAGGAGCGCCUCAUAUGAUCAGAGUUGUCUUGGAUCUAACGUGCUCCCACUGCAUAGUGCCUCUCAGGAGAGGCUUGGUGGUGCUGAACGGGCUGCUCCAGCAUGGAAUUGGACUCGCAGUGCUUCCCAGGAUGCCCUCCCGUUGGUACACACGGGUAUCCCAAAACUCAGAGCGCAUUCUUGCGACUACCUGGGUAGACAGAAUGACGGUGCAGCAUCCAUGUUGGACAGACAGGCAUGCUGCAGAACUGAGACAGAAGAGAGGUUACUUGUGUAUAGAGGGUACGAGGCAAAAGUAGGUAGGAAGUCUUCAUUACGCAUGGUACCACAGUCUUACAGAACGCAGGGGAUUUUUAGCCCAGACAAGCAAGGGGGCAGCUACACAGGGUUGCCUAUCACGCCUCUUUUCACUAAAGGUACAGAUUCAUUCACCACCAGAGCUGAAAGCCUGGGUAACACCACUGCUCCUUCCGUAAACAGGCCCUCACUGCUACCUGCAAAUAAUUAUUUCUCAGACUCUUCAACUGCUGCUGCUUCUUAUAUAGCCUCUGCCCUGGCAUCAAUACAAGGCCAAAUCAGUGGUAGCUCCAACACAGGCUCCAUUGAAGACCAAAGAACACCUCUGACUACCAACCACCUGCCCCACUUUGCAAAGCAGCCCAGAGGGCGGGCUGACAAUCUUCAGGAGGUAGCCCGUGGAUGUCGCUCUUCAUCCUGCCCUGCUGUCUCAAAACUACAUAUAACUAAGAAUGGUGGAACCAAAUCCAUUUUGACCAGUAACGGCACAGUUCCUCUGCAACCCCAGUUAACAGAACAAAAGCCCCAAGCCAAUGAGAAGGAAGUGGAGGGUAUAGAGGGUCCAGAUGCCACUGUAGUUGUGGUUCUGAGGGAGAAGUCUGGAUCUCAACCCAUCCGACACCCCUCAUACAUUCUGGCAGUGAACGAGACAGAGCCGUCUGCCAGUUCCAACACAUGCUGGCUGCCUAACGAUGCCUGGCGUGAAAUGAACAUUAUGAAACUAGGAGACCAGUGCAAGACCUAUUUCUCCAGCAACCUUAAUGACUCACUUGACUCCAUCCCCUUUAUUGAUGAGCCGUCAAGCUCCAGUAAAGACCAUGACGUAACACACAUUCCUGCAUCUGACGUGAUUUCCAGCAUGCCCAUCAUUACCACCAUCCCGCCCAGUCCCACGUCCCCAUCUCCUGUUAUACGCCGCCAGCUGUCCCACGAUCAGGAUUCUUUACGACUCACGAUUCUGGAGUCAGAUUCUGGUGCUAAAACGGAGCGUUCCAAAUCCUUCGAUGAGGGUUUGGAUAACUACAGAGAAGAGGGAAGAGGGUCCAUUAAACACACCCAUGGAUUCAGGGGGCUUAGAAAGGCUGUUGAUAAGUCCUCUGAGGACUCUGGCUCCAGAAGAAACUCUACUUCAGACAUCUUCACUGAUGCCACAAAGGAGGGUCCGCUUCAUUUCAAGCAGAUCAACUCAGAUAAGGGCAAGCGUGUUGGCAGUGGCAUGCGGCCAUGGAAACUGAUCUAUGCUGUGCUUCGUGGCCACUGCCUCUAUCUGUACAAAGACAAGAGGGACAACUCUCAAACUGAAGACGAGCCUCUGCCAAUCAGCAUCAAAGCCUGUUUGAUUGACAUCUCCUACAGCGACACAAAGCGGAAGAACGUGCUCCGGCUGACCACGUCAGACUACGAGUACCUGUUCCAGGCAGAAGACCGCGAAGAAAUGCUGUCCUGGAUCCGAGUCAUUCAGGAGAACAGUAACUUAGACGAAGAGAACGCCACUGUUACAAGCACAGACCUCAUCAACCGGAAAAUAAAGGAGUACAACACUCUGAUGAGUCCGCCCAGCAGUAAGACCGAACCGUCUCCGAAGGCUUCGCGUCAGUCCCUGAGCAUCAGACAGACGUUGUUAGGUGGUAAAGGUGAGAGUAAAGCCACAAGUCCCCACUCACCAGACAAGAACCAUGACCGGAAAGCCAUGCAUAAAGAUGAAACAAGUCCACCCAAGGAUAAGGGCACAUGGAGGAAGGGCAUCCCUGGACUGAUGAGAAAGCCAUUUGAAAAGAAACAUUCUCAAGGAGUCACGUUUGGAGUAAGACUAGAUGACUGUCCUCCAGCUCAGACCAACAGAUUUGUUCCUCUGAUAGUGGAAGUGUGCUGUAAGCUGGUGGAAGAACGAGGACUGGAAUACACAGGCAUUUACAGAGUGCCAGGAAAUAACUCUGCCAUCUCUAUCAUGCAGGAAGAGCUCAAUAACAAGGGCAUGGGUGACAUUGAUAUUCAGGAUGAUAAAUGGAAGGACUUAAAUGUGAUCAGCAGUUUACUCAAAUCCUUCUUCAGGAAACUUCCCGAACCUCUCUUCACUGAUGACAGGUAUGCAGACUUUAUUGAUGGCAACAGAAUAGAGGAUCCUGUGGAGAGACUCAAAGUGCUCAAGAGACUGCUUCACGAGUUGCCUGAUCAUCAUUACGAAACACUGAAGUUCCUCUCCGCACAUCUCAAGACUGUAGCUGAAAACUCGGAAAAGAACAAGAUGGAGCCUCGGAAUCUGGCCAUUGUGUUCGGACCAACACUGGUGAGGACAUCUGAAGACAACAUGACUCACAUGGUGACACACAUGCCAGAUCAGUACAAGAUUGUGGAAACUCUCAUUCAGCAUUAUGACUGGUUCUUCACGGAGGAGGGCGAUAAUGAGCCUACGACUACGGUGCAGGAAGAAAGUGCUGUGGAGUCUCAGCCUGUGCCAAACAUCGACCACCUACUGACCAACAUCGGCCGGACAUGCACCUCUCCUGGGGAAGUGUCAGAUUCACCAACCAGUGACUCUGCUAAAUCUAAGCAGGGCUCCUGGGGUUCAGGGAAGGACCAGUGCAGUCGCGAAUUCCUGCAGCCACGAGUCUCCUCCAUCUUUGCUGCAGCCAACCGCAAACGAAAGAAGCACAAGGAGAAGCUGCAACCCAGCAGUUCUGAUGAUGAACUUGAUACCGUCUUCACCAAGAAAGAAAAUCCAACACAAAAGCAGAAUCACCAAUGCCAGAAGGAAGUGGCAGACAGGUCACCUGCUGGACAGAAGAAGAAUGGCAUAGGUGACGAAUCCACCCAAAAGAACAAGGAGCACAGGAACUCGUUCUUUAUGAAGACCUCGCCUAAGCUCUCAUGUUCACCCAUUCUCAAUCACCCUCCCAAAUCGUCCCUCUCUGAUCCUUUGUCACAGUUAGAUAAGACCACCUCAGACUCUGGUACCAUGAGCUCUGGAGCAUCUGUACCCAGGACUUGGCCUCGGAAAUGGGGCACAGCAUCAUCACCUGCCCCUGAGCUGUUACCACCUCCUGGAGAGGCUUCAGUGACUGCAGAAGUGAGCUCCAUUACCUCGGACUACUCAACCACUUCUUCAACCACCUUCCUGAUGGGAGUAGAGUCUGUCACAAUGAGCCCAGAGGUGCAAUCUGUGACUGAAAGCCGAGGUGGAGACGAAGCAGAUGAUGAGCGCAGUGAGCUCAUUAGUGAGGGGCGGCCAAUGGAAACUGACAGUGAGGGUGAUUUCCCUAUGUUCAGCCCUGCCAAUGCUUCCCGAGACAUCCCAAACAUAAUGUCAACCACAGCGGAUGAUGGCAGCAUCUCACCAAAACUGGACAGCCGUCGCUUACUACCCACCCAUAAGCUCAUAGACUGUGACGCUCUAUCCAGGAGGCAGUCGCUGCAACAAAAGACAGACAGCGAUUCAUCUGUGGAAGCAGGGGUAGGUAGCGAGAAUCAAGGGGUCAACAAGAAUGAAUCAACCCGACUAUCUCGAGUUCUGGAGGUGAUGAAAAGAGGCCGUUCAACUGGCAGUCUCAGUAGCUCAUUCCGCACUGAAUCGGACCAUGUUGAUCCAGCUUGGCAUCUUAAACUCACAGAGAGACUCAAGUUCCGUCUGCGCUCCUCUGCUGAUGACAUGCUUGGGGUUGGCAUGCAGAAGUCCCGCUCUACGGAAACCCGUGGUAAGAAAAAGGGUAUACGACGGCGGCAUACUAUGGGUGGCCAGCAGGACUUUGCUGAACUUGAUGUCAUUCAUGACUGGAGGGAACAGGGCGGGGUGGACCAAGGUGCUGAACUGUCUGCUGUGGAUCGCCUCAAAUCCAAGUGCGAUUCUCAGGAAUUAUCUUUCCGGGAAUGGAUUGCUCAUGAGCACCGUCGGGCUGGGGGUUCCCAGGCCAGUUUGGAGCCGGCUAGUCAGGUUGAUCGAGUGGCGGCAGAAACAAGAGUGACUCAAGCAGAGGGUGCAGAGCGGCUGACUCUCUCUGCCUCUUCAUGUACGCAGUCCAGCUCUGAGCAAGUAAAUGGUGGUGCUUCAAAGGGCAAAUCCAGAAACAGCCCAAAUUUAGGGGCUGAUCCUCAUCCACAGAAACUUUCAGGAGCCCAAGUAGUGCGCUCUCGAUUCUACCAAUAUCUUUGAAAGAAAAGAUGCAUUUGCAUGUGUGAAAACUGUCAUAAUGUAUGUCUAAGCGAAUGAAUGUACUUAGAACUAAGGUGAAUCCACCUUUAUUUUGCGAAAGUAUACUAUACUUUUUUUUACAAAGUAUAUAUAAAUAUGAAUAUAUAUUAUAAAUAUAAAUUGUAUAUAUCUAUAUGUAUUGGCUAAUAAGAAAAGUAACUGGAGUCAUUUAAAAAAAAUUGUUCCUCUUCGCAUUUGGAUCAAUAAUGGAGCUCUUCUCUUGAAAAGCUUGUAAUAUGUGAAUGACGAUGAAGUGGCCUGUUAUUCAGAGGCUGUAAAAAAUUAAGAUUUAUCAACUGCCUCCGCUGCUGCUACAGCAUAAAUCUUGGACAGAAAUGCAUUUGUGAAACUGUUACUGAAGGAUAUGAAUAUAAAAAGGCACGAUAGUAAAAACAAAACUCUUCCUAAUAUUUCUCAUAUGAAAAUGUAAUAUGCUUGCUGUUAUAUUGACUAACACAAUAGCUUGUUCCAUUUUUCAUCUGGAAAGAAGUGUAAAUAAUUUCUGUUUUUGUAGUAUAUUUUUUAUUAUAAAGGUGAGCCCUGAUAGGGGCAGUUUUCUGUGCUGUGUGCUGUGGAAAUCUCUUUUACAGUGCAUCAUAACGGCCAGAUGUAAACUUGGAAGUAAAAGAAUGAAAUCUUUUUAUAUUUCUUUAGGUGUGUGAAAGUAAGUGUUAUACUGAAAUUGCCAGAGCCUAAAUAUCUGUAGCAGUACCAGGUUUACUGGCACUGUCAUGGAAAACCCUUUGAAUGCAAAGUACGAACUAACAGCAAAUAAGUUGUCAAAUCACAAGGAAUUCUGUUUCCUCACAAUAAAGUGCCUCUCAGUUGGUUUUGGUGACAGGAGAGUUGCUAUUUUGUUAAUUCUGUUGUUUGUGUUAAUAUGGAAUAUUGUGAAUGACUGAAUUUUAUCAUAGAAAAAAAAAUAAAAAAUAGUCUUUAAUACAAAAUUAUGGAAAAUGAGACCCAGAACUUCCAUUGCUUCAUCAGUCGUCUUAAGUCAUCUCGUGCACUGUCACUGGAUAUGUCUUUACCCUGGUCUGUUAUUGGGGCAAGAAUUUAAAUAUGUAUUUGAUUUAUAUUAUAUUUUUUACUUUUGUCAGAAUUCUUAGCUGACCAGUCUGCAUAAAAAGUAAUUAAUCAGGAGAGUAUGCAUUCUAUGUGCAGAUUCCAUCUGACCUCUGUAUGCUUAUGUGUGGAUCCCAACUGCAAAGAAAAAAAAAACACUGGAAAUAAAUUAUCUUCUUUGUCAGUCUCUUCUCAUUGUCAUUGAUAGACUGAUAGAUUUGACCUUUUCAGGUGGACUGAAAAGUGUGUUCAAUGUUGUUCAUGUUCUGAACAGAAGAGGGCAUUGUGCAUAAGAGCCUCAAAUAGAAAACUCACUGAUCUAUAUAUAUAUAUAACUGGAUUGCUCAUGUCACAACAUGUUAAGCUACUGUGCAGUCAUCUUGGUAUUCCCUAACAUUCUGUAUUCCUAUGAGUGGGGAAUCGUCUGUUUUGGUGAGUAAUUUUUACCUAUCCGGUCACAUUUUUUUUUUAAGUGUACAUAUACGGCAUCACAAUGCACUCUUCCUAAAUAUGUAAUUAAUUAUUUAUUUGGACUAUUUUUUUCCCCUGCUUAUUCUAAAUGUGAGCGUGUUAUGUUACUCUUUAUUGCAGCAGCAUUACGUUCAGCGGUGCACGUGUUACUUCAAUAGAAACAAGAUAAAGAAACUGAGUGCAGGCCCAGCUCACGGGCAUCAUUUCUGAAGUGAUCAAUUGGAAUUGACGAGGAGCAGGGCUGGACUGGUAUUCUUGCAUACCGGGCAUUUUCCCGGUGGGCCGACGCACUUUGGGGCCGAUCAGGUUGGACUGGCCAUCGGGAGAAUCGAGCGUGCCGCUGUGUCACCCGUGAUUAGCUAAAAUGAGCCGCCGCGUUAGCGAACAUGAGGUUGAGUAAAUAGCUGUGUGUAAGGUCUUACGUAAGUUGGGUAUAAAGGUCACACUAAGGUCUUCGUAACUACUAGUUAGUUUGUAACUAAGUCAGCUUAAUUGGUUUGCACCACCUGUUCUUAAGACAAGAUUUAACUAGUAAGUCGUAAAGUCACAUAGUCGCAUAAUGUAACGUUUACCUGCAUUGAUCCAAUAAACACCUUCAUAUUUGUACACAGAAGUGUUAAAAAGCCAUGAACUUCAAUUUGAUUUCGUUACGGUUGAUGUACAAACUUUGUUUGCUCACGUAACGGUCACUGCGGACAUCACAAGAGCAGCUCUUCAGCUAUUUUGAUCAUUCAAAUAUUAUUUUAAUUAUUUAAAAUGUUAUACUUUUAUAUUUGACUGUCAUUCAUAUGUUUUUGAAGCCUGAAUAGGAAAUCAUACCCUUAUUUUAUUAUAUGAACCAAGCUAAAUUUGUAUAAAUGACUUAGUGAGUGAUGAUAAUUAAUCGUCAUAUUCAUGAAACACCUAAAACAGGCAAUUAAUCAUCAUAAUCACAAUUAAUUGUCAGCCAAAUUUCAUAAUCGUGACCCCUAAUUUUCAUUAUUAGGUACCUACCUUGUGAAUCGUUUUGUUAAAAAUGUGUUUGAAAUUUCAAAAAGUGACAACAGCUUGUAUCAUUAUUAAAAAUGCGAUUUCAUGAUGUCAUAUAAAAUGAUAAAAUUUUAAAUUUGUACAUUUUUAAAAAGCUAAAAUUCUAUUAAAAUCUUAAGGGGAAAUGUAAAAAAAUUGCAAUAUAAAAUAUUGCGUGAAUAUAUAUGAAGUGUCCCCCCUCAGUUUGCUUAAUAUAUUUGUUUUGUUAUAUUAUGCUUACAUGUUGUCAAAACUCUGGCUAAAAACAAAAAUGUAUUAGCCAAUGACGCUUCUUUCUCCAACAUGAUCGUAGAGGGUUGAUAGGGUCUACUUAAAUGUACUAAAAUUGCAAAAUGCUGCAUUUUAAAUACUAUUAUUACAUGCGGAUUAAUGCAGACAGCACAAUUUACUGAUAAAACUAAAAUUGCCAAUCAGAAUUUAGUAAUUUCAAUGAUUCGUAUUUUGUGUGGCCAAAUGAGAAAUGGGGGGGUUCGGUUCGCUGGGGUUGCAGCCUUCUUUUUUUUGUCCUUUGCUGAUCACAUGCCUGUGUGUUGAAACUUGACACUGGGCAACGCAUCCUGAAAACUGCACUGUUUGAACGGUUUCAUGCUGAAGAGAUGCUUAAAAGUUUUUUUCUCAUGUUAGUGUCAUACUGUAUGUCGAAAUGAUUGAUGCCUGUGAUGCAAAACAUGAGCUCAUUGAUGUCAUAUAAUGUCAGUCUGCUUUUUUAUUCCAUCAGUUACACCUGGUCUGAGUUUUCUGUAAAUAUUUAGUUUAUAAGUAGGGUUACAUCGUACUGAAGUUUAAUGGUGCAACGCUCAAAUAUUUAGUAGUGUGUAAAUUGUGACUUAGUGCCCAUUUACGCCACAAAUAGCUGGUGCAACCGGCCCCUGAUCUUUAUAUCAAACUUUUAUUUUUUCUUCUUUUUUGCAGUACAAGAUUGCCCAGAGUUUUUCUAAGCCGUUUGGAGUGUGAUGCAGCACGUUUCCUUGGCAAUGACGUGGAGCCUGAUGUUUGUGCAGCUUUCUGCAUUGCACUUUUGAGUAUGAAGAUGUGAUUGUUAUAUGGUUCUAAGUUGAACGUGUGCCUCAAGUUCCUUGAAUGCAGAACCAUUUCAGGACACUGUCUUAUAAAUCCACCUCAGAACUUCAUGUCGAUCAGUGUGUUAAUCUUGGGAAGAGCUCUCGACACUGAGAGCUGAUAAACAGGUAGUGCACAGAAUCAUCUUCAUAGUUGUUUUAACUGCAAAGCUGUUAUGUACCCCACCACAGCCUCUUUGAACAUGGACAAGCUGGGAAGACAUAGUGAUAUUUUUCUCUGUCUUCUGAUUCAGGCUGAAUGUCACUUUGCCUGAAAUGCCAGCAUAUCAAAAGAUAUUGCCUCCAGUGUCACUGUCCGGUGGAGAACAUUUGCCACUAGCUCUGAUGAGCUUGAUGUCUUGCUACCAUUCUUUUGAAAGCUGACUUAUGUGGGUUUGUUGUUAAAUCCAUUAGCAGAUUUGUCCCCACAUAUUUGCACAUUUUUAUUGUAUUGUUCAGUUUGUCAAUUUUUGUG